UUUGCGCCGUCGGAUCGCAGCGGUGCCGUACGGGUACGCACUUUUGUUAAAGCCUUUGUUCCUGCCGCGAGGCGCAAAUCUCCACUGCGCCCUCGAUCGAUCGCUAUUGGGGUUUUGGAUCGAUGCGUCCUCGGCUGUGAAAUUUCGGCGCCGGAUCGUCGUGCUGUCCCGCGCGAUGUGCACGACAGGGGUUUUGGAUCUACAUUUUCUUGGAGGAGCAAGAUUUUGAUCCCUUGCGCGCCGGAGGUAAGCGCCGAGACGAUCUCCCGGAGCUAGAGAUCGGGAGAUUGUCCCUUCUUCCUAUUCUUCCUUUCCCCUUGCUCUUCCUGGCGGGGGAGCAGUGUGAUUCUCUUCUCGACUAUCGCUCCAUCUGGAGCUGGAGCCAUGAGAAGGAACAAGGCCGGGGCAUCCAUCACGUUGCAUCCGCAGCACCACAAGGAUUCUAGGGACAGGGAAAUCGCCGCGAUUUGGAGGCCGACGAGCCUACGCAUGAAGCGAGGCGUGAGCGGCGCCCACAGGGGCCCGACCACUCCGGUUCCCAGCUGGAAGCUCUACGAGAAUCCUUUCUACAGCAAUGUGAUCCAAGCCGGGGCCAGUGUCUCCGCCAGGAAGCUCGCGGCCAGCUUGUGGGAGCUCCAGGAGAUCCCAUUGCCCAGAUCGCCGGCGGCAUCGCCAGACUCCGCCGCCACAAGCAGCCCACCAGCGGCGCCGCCCAGAAGCUCUGCGGAAUCUCCAAAGUCGAGUCUCUCGCUGCCACCACCUCCGGCAAAGAGGAAAUCCUCUCCAGCGAUUUCGUCCACGGCUAGCGCUCUGGAGGAAGCUGCCAAGUCUACAGAUGGAAAUGGAAAAAUUGCGCACACGAACAGGCAGCUGGCCGCAAUGCAGUCUCACAUCAACAGAUGCUUGGACAAGCAAGCGACUGCGGUUAAGAGUUCCAUCGCCAAAAGCAACAGCAACAAUGCGAGCGACUCGGCGUCACAAGCAUCUCCAGAGACGAAAAUUGUUGCCAGCCCCGACGGUUUUUCAGCAUCCCCCGAGCUUCUUGAGCGGUUACACGCCUUGGAAGAUCAGCACAGCGGUGCGGCUCUGGCCAGUGUGUUAAGGACGGAACUUGAUGUCGCACGUAGCAAAGUCAAGGAGCUAGAGGGAGCGAACAAAUUGGCUCGCAAGGAGAUCGAGGCUUUGCUCAAGAAGAUAGCGGACGACAAAGCGGGCUCUUUUGGGAAGGAGCAGGACAGGGUGAAGCAGGCUUUGCUGUCUGUCAGGGACGAGGCCGAUGAAGAGCGCAAGUCGAAACGCAGGAUGGAGCUGGCUAACAAGAAGCUGUCGAGAGAGCUCGGCGAAGCAAAGAUGGCGCUCUCGAAGGUACUCCAGGAGCUCGAGAAGGAACGCAAAGCAAGGGAGCUUAUGGAGGAUGUGUGCGACGAGCUGGCUCGAGAGAUAGGCGAAGACAAGGCAGAAGUUGAAGAGCUCAAGCGCGAGUCGCUGAGAAUAAGGCAGGAAGUGGAAGAAGAGCGCCGAAUGCUACACAUGGCCGAGGCGUGGCGCGAGGAGCGCGUCCAUAUGAAGCUGGCCGAGGCGAGAGACGAGAUCCAGGAGAAGCUGGACUUGGUGGAGAAGAUCAAAGGCAAGCUGGAGGAGUUUCUGAGAGUGAGGAGGAGAGUCCUGGACGACGGCGACUACGCAAGCCAGCAAGCGGAUAUCAGGGACGGGGAGAUGCUGCGCGCUUCGGUCGACAGCUUGCUCUCGCAGGAGCGCGAGAGCCUCAAGCAGCAGUCCGAGACGAGGAGGAGCGAGGAGGUGGAGUCACUGGACGACGAUCUCCACUCGAUAGACCUCACCAAAGACGCAGCCUCGGCCAAGGAGCGAAGGCUGGCCGAGUGGCACAGGCUCAAGACUGACAGGAGAAUCUACUGCUCCCCGGAGAGCCGCGGUGAGAUUGGCGACGAUGGUGGCAGCGGCAGUAGCAGAAGCACCAGCGGCAGCGGCAGCAGCAGCAUCAGCACCGACGGCGAGAGUGGAAGAAGCAGCUUUUCCCGAGCAAAGAAAGGACCGCCGGCAAAGGUGAUAGCCAUCGCUCCUCCCGCAAACGGCGGGUCUGGGAGCCUGGGGAGCCUCACCACCAAGUCGAUCGGGAGCAACUUGGGCAGCAGCUUCGAUAACAACACCGGCACCACCGCGAGCUCGGAGUUCGAUCUCCCGCUCCGGACGCUUGGGCGAUCGAUUGAUAAGCCCGCCAGCAACAGGAUGAGUAACAGCAACAACAGCAACUCGUCGCCGGCGUCGGUGGUGGCCAACGGCAAGAGCCGCAAGCUCAAGAGCCUGGUGGAGUGGACGACCAAGGGUGGCGGUGGUCAGCCGGCAAAUGGUGGUGGUGGCGUCAAGCACUUCUCCAAAGCUUGAUAUUAUUCUUCUUACAGGAAUAUACAGUGUGCGAGAAAGUACGGAAAGAAAGUGUAAGAAUUUUUGUAU
This is a messenger RNA of Selaginella moellendorffii, 2472 nucleotides long. RefSeq lists its product as uncharacterized. The record is from RefSeq and is a predicted model, not a curated record. Bases 385 to 2403 code for a protein of 672 amino acids. Lineage: Eukaryota; Viridiplantae; Streptophyta; Lycopodiopsida; Selaginellales; Selaginellaceae. The transcript is spliced from 3 exons.